AUGUUGGUACCUGAGUUGUCAGUCACUGCGAGGCUGCGUCCAAUCUCCACUUUGGAUUUAAUUGUCUUACAGUCAGGGGGCGGGUCCUGCUGUCAGCUCCACUCCUGGUGACCCGUGUCUGCAUAAAGACUUUCAGUACAGUGGAAUGGUGACAGCUGAGCGAGAGGAACAUUACACAAAGACGCAGCCAUGAAGGAAAUCAUGGCACAAAAAGAGAAGCUCCAAUGCUUGAAGGAUUUCCAUAAGGACACCCUGAAACCUUCGCCGGGGAAGAGCCCGGGCACGCGGCCCGAGGACGAGGCAGAGGGCAAGGUUCCUCAGAGGGAGAAGUGGUCCAGUAAGCUCGACUUUGUCCUGUCUGUGGCCGGAGGCUUCGUCGGAUUGGGAAACGUCUGGCGGUUCCCUUACCUUUGCUAUAAAAAUGGUGGAGGUGCAUUUCUCAUUCCUUACACCAUCUUCCUGUUUGGGGGCGGCCUGCCUGUCUUCUUCCUGGAGGUCGCACUGGGCCAGUACACUUCUGAAGGUGGCAUCACCUGCUGGGGCAAGAUCUGCCCCAUCUUCACUGGUAUUGGCUACGCCUCUGUUGUCAUCGUAUCCCUCCUGAACGUCUACUACAUUGUGAUCUUGGCUUGGGGUCUCUACUACCUAUUUCACUGCUUUCAGCCGGAGCUUCCCUGGGCAAAAUGCAAGCAGCCCUGGAACACAGAGUUCUGUGUGGAGGACACGGUCCGCAAGAACAAGACCCUUUGGUUGGCAGCCAACAUCACCAACUUCACCUCCCCCGUCACAGAGUUCUGGGAACGCAAUGUCCUGAGCAUCUCCUCUGGGAUCGAGGACAUUGGACCCGUAAAGUGGGACCUGGCCCUGUGUCUCCUGGCAGUUUGGAUUAUCUGCUUCUUCUGCAUCUGGAAAGGAGUCAAGUCCACUGGGAAAGUGGUGUACAUAACAGCAACUUUCCCAUUCGUGAUGCUAAUUGUGCUGUUGAUCCGUGGUGUGACUCUGCCCGGGGCAAGUGAAGGAAUCAAAUUUUACCUUUACCCCAACUUGACCAGACUCCAAGAUCCAGAGGUGUGGAUUGAUGCAGGAACCCAGAUUUUCUUCUCCUACGCCAUUUGCCUGGGAGCCAUGACGUCCCUGGGGAGCUACAACAAAUACAAGUACAACUGCUACAGGGACUGUUUGCUGCUGGGAGGCCUCAACAGCGGAACCAGUUUUGUGUCUGGCUUCGCAAUAUUUUCCGUCCUGGGCUUCAUGGCACAAGAACAAGGGGUGGACAUUGCCGAUGUGGCAGAGUCAGGUCCCGGCUUGGCCUUCAUCGCCUACCCCAAAGCUGUGUCAAUGAUGCCGAUGCCAACCCUCUGGGCCAUCCUCUUCUUUAUCAUGCUGCUGCUGCUGGGCCUUGACAGCCAGUUUGUCGAAGUGGAAGGACAGAUCACCUCUAUUGUGGAUCUGUAUCCAUCCCUCCUCAGGAAGGGUUACCGACGGGAGAUCUUUAUAGCUGUGAUGUGUUUCAUGAGCUAUCUCCUGGGACUCGCCAUGGUAACGAAAGGUGGCAUGUAUGUGUUUCAACUCUUUGAUUACUAUGCAGCCAGUGGUGUGUGCCUUUUGUGGGUCGCAUUCUUUGAAUGCAUUGCUGUAGCCUGGGUUUAUGGAGCUGAUAACUUCUACGAUGCAGUUGAGGAUAUGAUUGGCUACAGACCAAACCCAUGGAUGAAGUGGAGCUGGACCAUAAUCACUCCUGUCCUGUGCAUGGGCUGCUUUGUCUUCUCCCUGGUGAAGUACAAGCCCUUGAAGUAUAACAAGGUGUAUGAGUACCCGGACUGGGCCAUCGGUGUGGGCUGGUUCUUGGCCCUGUCCUCCAUGAUCUGCAUCCCAUUGGUGAUGGUCAUCAAGAUCUUGCAGUCUGAGGGAUCCCUGAUCGAGAGGAUAAAAGCAGUGGCAGCCCCGAAGUCCGGUGUGAGCUCUCGCCCAAAAGAGUACAGCUUGAAGGGCAGCGAGCUGACACAGCCCCUGGACCCCAACGGGAACAAUGGCUUGAUCAAGCCCACCCACACCAUUGUAGAAACAACGAUGUGAGCGCUCUCUGUGAGAGGAAUACGAUUGUUGUGCUUUCCGCGUUAUCAUAUUUGCUAACUUUGAUCAUGAUAGGUUUACAUUGUCCAUAUAUUCACAUUAGAGAAACUCCGGAUUGAUUUCUAUGAAGAGUUAUUAUUGUUUUUAUUUUUUACUAUAUCAAUAUUGUUGAUGUUACACUUGUUGUCGCUGUAGUUGGCACUAAUCUCAGUUUAGGCAGUAUUUUGAGGUACAACAUAUUCAGUGUUUACUACCUUUCUGUUGAUUUCUAGAGAGAUGAGGAAUUUUAUUUUAUUUUUGUAUAAGAAGAAAUGAUGGAAUUCUCUCUUCUCAUAAAUAAACUAACCAUAACAAGUUAUUAACCAUGCAAAUGUAAGAAAAUGUUUUAACACUCUGACUUGAUCGUGGCAGCCCUCGCUGCCCAAGCUAACUUCUAAUCUCUUACUGUUGUGUAUCCCACAGUGAAAAUGAAUGUACCUCUGCUUGCGGCAGAAGCAAACCAGCCACAGCUCUUAGAAUAUAUAUCCAUAACAUGUUCAGUGGAAACAUGCGUGGCAUAGAUUGAAUUUUUGCUUGACAUCCUUCAAGUUCAACAAGGCCUUUGCCAAAUACUGUGAGAAAUGCAUUCAUGAGAAGAUACAUCCUCAAAAAUUACCAAGACAAAAAUAAUAAAUAAGGAAAAAUCGGAUAAGGAAGAAAAAGGAGAAAUGGAUAGUGGCAUUUUUAGAGUAUUUGUACACUGCCUGUGUGACUAUUAUAGUCAGUCCCAGUGCAUUUAUUGAAACCUCUCUUUGCACUUUAUAUGUCGUUUCACCUUUAAUGUAGUAUUUGUUGUUUUGUUGCAAGGUAUUGCAGAUGCCUUUGCAGCACAUUACAGGAGGAUAUGUUUUUAACUUCUAACUUUUUGACAUUUGUACUUUGAUAUACAGUAUCUAGUUGUCCCAAUGAUAAGACAAUGACAAAAUAGAGUAGAAAUCUAAAGUCAAAUUUUCUGACUCGUCAUUAGUAGUAGGGCCUGUAUGAACAGCACUUAAAUUGAUAACAUUUAUUUUCUAAACAGACUGACUCUCCCUCGUGCUCAUUUCAAUAUCAGAACUACCACUGGAUUAGUGUCUAACGUUCACUGUAGACGUUUGUUUGUAGAAGUUGAAUUGUUUGUAAUUCACAUAUGCCUUUUUGUAACAAUUUUAUACUGUACAUCAUAUUACACCAUCAAUGAGCCUACUUAAAAUUCAGCAAUCUCACUUUUAAAUAUUGAUUACAGUGUGAGCCAAGAACAUUUUUAUCAGUGUCCAAUGUUCUAUGAAGCAAUGACAUUCUCUGCUCCUUCAAAAUGCAUCAAAUUCAAAGUAAAUGUUAUGUUUAUCACUGAAACAGCCUAAACAGUUAUAUGUAAAGUCCUUAAGCAUGUGCAAGAGUCAUCACAGUACUGUGCUGCUUUGUCCAUGGAAAUCUUGUGCUUGGAAAUUCAUGUGUACCAAAGUAAUUUUGUCUCACAGUUGUCCCCUUUGAGAUGCAUAUUGCAUCAUUCUAUAGAGAUUACCAAUAAACGUCUUUUUUUCUUUGGA
Molecule: messenger RNA, 3641 nt
Organism: Limanda limanda (common dab)
Lineage: Eukaryota; Metazoa; Chordata; Actinopteri; Pleuronectiformes; Pleuronectidae
Product: sodium- and chloride-dependent taurine transporter-like
Exons: 14
Coding region: 190-2076 (628 amino acids)
Biological process (GO): neurotransmitter transport; taurine transmembrane transport; sodium ion transmembrane transport
Cellular component (GO): plasma membrane
Molecular function (GO): taurine:sodium symporter activity
Source: RefSeq, a predicted model, not a curated record